This is a messenger RNA of Bursaphelenchus okinawaensis, 1650 nucleotides long. NCBI's taxonomy places the organism in Eukaryota, Metazoa, Nematoda, Chromadorea, Rhabditida, Aphelenchoididae. The record is from the annotation of a GenBank genome assembly.
AUGAGCAAAGCUUUAUCAGCUCUUGUUGUGUGCUACAUUGUUGGACUUUGGUAUUUUUAUGUAAGAAGUUUCGGCUUGUAUUAAUGACAUUGUUUAUCAGUUGUAAUGUGUUGAGUUAUUAUUAGAAAUAUUAGAUUGUAAGUAAUAAUAAUUUAGCCAAUUGUUUAGAACGCGACAAACGAAACUGUGCCGUAUGACGAUCCUAUCAAUCUUUUCAUUGGUUCGGCGCAUCCUAUUGAUUUAAAUGGGUAAGUCUUACACACGUUUAUCGGCUUCUGGGCUUAGGCUUCUAGGCUUAGGCUUCUAGGUUUAGGCUUCUAGACUUAGGCUUCUAGGCUUAGGCUUCUAGGCUUAGGCUUCUAGGCUUAGGCUUCUAGGCUUAGGCUUCUAGGCUUAGGCUUCUAGGCUUAGGCUUCUAGGCUUAGGCUUCUAGGCUUCUAGGCUUAGGCUUCUAGGCUUAGGCUUCUAGGCUUAGGCUUCUAGACUUAGGCUUUGGCUUUUAGUCAUAGACUUCUAGGCUCAGGCUUCUAAGCUUAGGCUUAAGCUUCUAGGCGUAGGCUUCUAGGCUUAGGCUUCUAGUUUUAGGCUUCUAGUCUUGGGCUUCUAGGUUUAGGCUUCUAGUCUUGGGCUUCUAGGUUCAGGCUUUUAGGUUUAGGCUUCUAGAUUUAGUCUUCUUGACUUAUGCUUCUAGGCUUAGGCUUCUAGGCCUUAGCUUUUAAUAUUCAACAUUAUAGCAAUGAGACACAUACCGUACUGUUAAACUGUAUGGCCGAUGACAAUAAAAAGGGUAAAAAGCGAACAGAAAAACUUCCAUUAUAUUGUGUGAGCGAUCAAAACGAAAAGGUUUCGCCUCAAUUUUCUUUCAACGAUGGUAAUAUUAAUUGCGCAUGGAAGAAUUAUUUUGUAAAAUGCCUAUUCAAAAGCGCUGUGAAUUCAGUAAAGCUGGUUGAUGAGUUUGAUCACGGUCCAGAAGUGAGUUUACUUCUUGUUGAGGGAGGGCGCUUUGCAUUUUAAAAUUUUUUUUAUGAUAAAAUUUUUUUUGAAUUUGAAAAAAUUUUUUUUUGUAAUAAAAUUUUUUUUUGUAUCAGGCCAAACCGGACUUUAGUCUGACCAGGCCGAAGAGAAAUUGAAAACGGGUCUCGGCUUAAAAUUGCUCAUGGGGUUUACAUGUGCCGAAUUGGCCAAGUUUUUUUUGAAUUUGCUAUGAUCGGCUUGACCCCGGGUUUGGACUGGAUUUACCGAGCCCUCUUUUAAGCCUAGUUAUUUUGAAUCAAAAGUAGCGGGGCAUUUUCAGUAGGAGAAUAAAUGAAAAGUGUCCCGCUACUUUUAGUUCAGCUUAAUAAUCCCGCUACUUUUAGCUUAGCUUAAGUAAGCUUUUGCAACUAAGAACGACUAUUUUAGGUACCACUCAGAAAGCCGGUAGAAGGCAAGAUUCCAUUGGUUACUUGCCUUUCUCGAGCGUUUUACUUUGAAACAUGGCAACUGCUUCUGACUUCAUUGGAAAUGUACCAUGCCAUGGGUGUAUCCGAGUUCAGCAUGAAUGUUAUGAGCAUGGAUGGCAACAUAUACAAUGUGCUUCAACAAUACAAAAAAUUGGUUAAUAUUAAAGUUAAUCCAGGCAUCGUUAUACCUAAAAUUGUGAGUUUUUGA